Molecule: messenger RNA, 2328 nt
Organism: Xylaria bambusicola
Lineage: Eukaryota; Fungi; Ascomycota; Sordariomycetes; Xylariales; Xylariaceae
Exons: 8
Coding region: 239-2101 (620 amino acids)
Molecular function (GO): ATP-dependent protein folding chaperone; ATP binding
Source: RefSeq, a predicted model, not a curated record
AACGCUUUGACCAUCGUGAAUAUGCACUAGUACAUGAUGGUAUACUUCAUAGUUCUAUAUAACUGGUUACAUAACAUCUGUAUAUGUAGCGUCACGUCAUAAUGUGUGCCUACCUACACAGCGUAUGAAUCUCACUUGUGCCUCAGUCUCCUAUCACUAAUUCCGGAGGUAUAAACUUCUCCUAGUGCUAAUACUGAUUGCGCUGAAAUAUUGAGGGAAAGGGAAGAUCAGCAUCAACAUGAGUCCCCCUCCAGCUGACGGGCCACCCGAUUCGACUCAAGGAAUUCUAGAUAACGAUAGUGUGGACUGGAAGACAACUUCAGAUGAUAAUGACGACAUCUUAGUUAUUGGCAUCGAUUUCGGCACAACAUUUUCCGGUGUGGCUUGGGCAACAGCUGCAGACUUCAAAAGUGAUCAAGUUAACAUAAUUACUAGCUGGCCUGGAACUGGUCGUGAAGAGGGCAAAGCACCCUCCGAGAUAUUCUAUGAAUAUGGAGAAAUGUCAUGGGGUUAUCUCGUUCCUUCAGAUGGGGACCCAGUCCGAUGGUUCAAACUCUUGCUAGUACAAGAAGAAGACCUUGAGCCCGAACUCAGGUCGUCAGAGUUCAUACUACGAGCCCGCCAAUUUAUGCGUGUGGAGGGGAAAACACCUGUGGACCUGAUUGCUGACUACUUGCGUGCACUUUGGGCUCACACACUCCAAACAAUUGCCAAGGCACGUGGACAGACUGUCCUUGAUGCUCUACGCUUUCAUGUCGUGCUCACUGUCCCUGCAAUAUGGAAAGGGUAUGCUCGACGGGACAUGAGACAGGCUGCUCAGAACGCCGGUAUCUUAGACGAUAGACUUGCUGGUGAUACUCGUCUAAGUUUUGCGCCUGAGCCCGAGGCAGCUGCAUUGUCGACGUUGACUGAACCUGGACGCAAGGUGAACGAAAACGAUUGUUUCAUGGUAUGCGAUGCAGGCGGUGGUACCGUGGACUUAAUCACUUACAUGGUUACCAAUGCUAGCCCAAUUAUGAUGGAGGAAGCUGUGGAAGGCGAAGGCGGUCUUUGUGGUGGCAUCUUUGUGGAUCAAGCCUUCGAGAUAAAAUGCAAAAAGUGCUUGGGCAGAAGAUGGGAUCGUCUCAGCAAGAAUGAUAUCAACGAUGUGAUGCGCGAAGACUGGGAAAGGGGUGUUAAACCUCAAUUUACACCGUCAUCCAAUCGAGACUAUCCCAUACGAGUUCCCGCGGGAGCUUUCCCUGAUGGCAAGACGAGCGAUGACAAAUGCGACCCUAUCAUAAAGAAUGCCAGGAUGAUGUUUACGAAGAAACAUAUUGAGGAAAUCUUUAGCGGACCCUUCGGUGAUAUAGAUAAGUUGUGCGAUGAUCAAAUCCAGAGUGCGAAAACCAAAAAUAUGUCAGUGACUGGCAUAAUUAUGGUCGGAGGCUUUGGUUCUAGUCCAUACCUGUAUGAACACCUAAGGGACCGCUACCAAGCCUCUGGUAUAAGCGUUCUACAGUCAGGAGGCAUGAGACCUCGUACUGCCAUUUGCCGGGGUGCUGUAGUCAAGGGUUUCCUCGAUAUUGCCGCUCAGCGACCCAGCGACACCUUGAGUGCUGACGUGCUCCCUAUUAAGGUGACCUCGACCGUCUCUCGAGCGAGCUAUGGCUCGGGUUAUAAAUGUCGUUUUAUCCCAGGAACUCACGAGGAGGCCGAUAAAGUGUGGGAUGAAAAUGAAUGCUCAGACAUGGCUGAGAACCAGAUGGAAUGGUAUCUAAAGAGGGGCGAGGAAGUAUCCACCAAAGACACUGUGAGGCACAGUUUCUAUCGCACUUUUGCCACCGACUUUCCUGGCUCCGUUACUGUGAACAUCGACUACUGCGAUGAAAAAGUACCUCCUUCACGUAAGACCGACCAGGUCAAGAGUAUGUGCUCGAUUGAGUGUGAUGUCGAUAUACCAUUUCCCAAACUCAAGGACUGGUCUAAUCCCAAAGGCAAGAUAUUGAAAAGACUUGACUACGACAUUGAAAUGGUACCAUCUGGGGCAUCGCUCGAGUUCUAUGUCUACGUUGAGGGGCGGAAGAUGGGGACAUCGAAUGUCGCGGUAACUUUCCAGUAAUAUUAGCUGGUAAUAGGCCAGCCCAGUAAUUUGCCUCAAACACCUCACGCCUUUUGAUCAUAUUGCUGAUGCCAAGAGCCCAAGCUUACGGCGCAAACCCUCGGGUUAAGGAGCAUAACAAUAUCACUGCCGCGAUCAUCAGGGUGAUUCAUCGCCCCAGCCCAACGGGCCGUUAGCAAUAGGAGACAGUUUUUCAUGAGCAUUGAAAGCAGUCUUUCAGCUGUACU